ACGCCGACCGAUAGGCCGACAGAGUGUUCGAUUGGCCGAGCGAUUGAUCGAUUGAUGAUCGAUGAGUCGAUUAAAAUGAAAUGGCCAAAUUAGUUUACCUGUUAUUAUGAUAAGACUUUAAUUUUCUUUACGGUGGUUAAUCAAUCUUAUUCAACUUCAAGUUAUUUCAAAUAAACUAAGUGUUUAAUUUUUCCGCCGACGCAGCAAAAUAGUUUCUUCCCAAAAUAGUAACUUUCCUCGUCCUAGUGUGAUUUCCCUCAUAAAAGAAAUAUGUGUAGGCUAAAUAAACCCCAUGACUGUUCUAUUCUAGCUAUAAUUAUACCUCACAUGAUGUCCUAGGGACACCUUCGCGAAUCCAGAACGCGGCAGUUACAAUGUCGGAAAGCGAUGCCAAAGCGUUCCUCUUUGCUCGUUCAACGCGGCUGGCCCACAUCUUAUCAAUGUUCCAUUCUUUCACUCUUUCCUUGGCGUUCUGAUAUUUCUCUAUCAGUUCACUUAAAUUCGGUUUUCUAAAAGCAGAUCUAUUACCAGUUCCUAAAAUAGAGUGUCGUUUCCCAGACGUAUGCGGCUUAAAACAAACUGUUUCGGAGUUAUUCUUGGACUGUUCUGUUGGGCUUGGUUUUGAAUCGUCUAGGAUCGGAUCCAGAGAAAGGCAAAGAGACUGAGCAAACAAAGCGGUCGGCUCAUCAUUGUUAUUUUGACGAGCUUCUUCCGAUAACUUCGGAUCAAAAUCUGGUUCCAUGUCUGUGAAACUAUCGCCUCGCGGGAAUUUUUAAAACACGAUUGUUACGUCAAGGUUAGUUUCGACGUCAUUGUUGACGAGACAAUGCCAAAGUGAUUACAUCACAAAUGUAAUCAAUUCUGAUCACUCAAUGAUUGAAUCAAAGCAUUAAAAUUCCAUCAAAAAGUAGAAGGCCGAUGAAAAUAUCGUGUAAACGAGGUAUUUGAUUUAAAAUAGAAUGGCAACGGAAUUGAAGACUCGGAGGAAAUCACGUGAGCCGUAUGACCAAUCGCUGAACCCAUUUGCUCAACCGCGCACUUCUGUCGCGUUUUCAGAAGAACUCAGAAACAGGUUAAAACAAAUGGGUUUUGGUGGUGAUACGAGCAAACCUGUUGGCAUAGAGUUUGAUGAUAUUGUAGCAGCCUCAUUCAGAAUUCGAAAAGGAGUUGGAAAGACACCAUGUGAGAAAUGUAGCAUUCCAGAAUUGAGUAACAUGGAGGUUUUUUUCAAGAAAGAAAAUUUGCACCCAUCAGGGAGUUUUAAAGAGAGAGGAGCGAUGAAUUCCUUGUUACUGUUAUCUGAGGAUCAAAAAGACCGCGGUGUCAUUACUGCAACACCAGGGAAUCAUGGGAUAGCCCUUGCAUUUCACGGUCAAGCAUUAGGGGUUACCGUUCACGUUAUCUUACCAGAACACUCGCCAUUGAUCAAGCAAACAAUGUGCAAGAAAUUUGGCGCCAAAGUCAUCAUCAAAGGAAGCAACCAAUUAGAGGCAAAAGAAUUUGCUACGAGCAUGGCUACAGAGAAGCGCCUGGCUUACAUUGAUGGGUCCGAUCAUCCUCACGUGAUCAGUGGGCAAGGCACUAUGGGAUUAGAAAUCAUCGACCAAGUUAAGGAUUUGGACGCCAUAGUUAUUCCCGUGGGUGGAGGGGGUCUGCUAGCUGGAGUGGCUCUCGCUAUUAAGACAGUUUACCCCAAAGUUCAAGUUAUAGGUGUUCAAUCUCAGAAGUGUGCGAGUUUUCAGGCCGCAAUGGAUGCUGGGCAACCUGUUAAAGUCGCCUUUGAUGAACCUACAAGUCUAACAGACUCACUAAACGUGCCAGAGGUCGGAAAGAACGCUUUUCAUAUUGCCAGAGGACUCGUAGACAAGUUAGUGACCGUCAGCGAGGAUGACAUUGGUUCAGCCGUCUUGAAACUGACUGAAAGUGAACAAACCGUGGUUGAGGGGUCUGGGGCGGCUGGUGUCGCUGCCUUGCUAGGAGGAUAUUUACCAGAGCUGCGAGGAAAACGGUGAGGGAGAGUGUCUGGUAGAAAGAAACGUACAUUAGGGAGCCUUGUAAACUAACGUGUUGUAAAAAUGGCGUAUACGCGUUUUAACGGGAAAGGUUUACAACGUGAGGCCUUGUACUUACCCAUUUAUCGAUCGACUCCUGUUUGCAUUACUGUGAACAACACAUUUACAAAGUAAUACAUUUUUGCAGUAAGAUAUAUUUUUUUCUGGUAAAGGAGCACCCAUUUUGCUUUUGUCAUUUAUGCUAACAGCUAUUUCGUGUAGGAUGGACCCUAAAUGGUUGACUUACUGAAGGCUUCAAAUAUAUCUAUAAAUGCACUUAAGUUUCGCUCGGAUCUCACAAGGAGCCGUGAAAACGAGCUGAUUAACUGAGUGCAUGGUAUUCAACUAUUAGCUUCUUAGCUCGAGAUUUCUGUCGCGUGAUAGUUGACGAGGGCGCA
This is a messenger RNA of Orbicella faveolata, 2449 nucleotides long. Its product is annotated as putative threonine dehydratase. NCBI's taxonomy places the organism in Eukaryota, Metazoa, Cnidaria, Anthozoa, Scleractinia, Merulinidae. The record is from RefSeq and is a predicted model, not a curated record.